Molecule: messenger RNA, 2384 nt
Organism: Heteronotia binoei (common prickly gecko)
Lineage: Eukaryota; Metazoa; Chordata; Lepidosauria; Squamata; Gekkonidae
Exons: 16
Coding region: 70-1356 (428 amino acids)
Molecular function (GO): protein binding
Source: RefSeq, a predicted model, not a curated record
UGUCGGAUUCCCCGGGGCGGAGGCAGAGCGGAGAAGCGGCUGCUCUGGCCGAGGGCGAAGGAGCGCAGCAUGAGUGGGAAAGAGCCGCUGCUGGGCGCCCUGAAAGUGUGCAUUCGCAGUCUUCAGGAAGGAACUAGCCUCUGUACAGACACUUCCCCACAUCUACAGCCCUUUUGUGAGAUCCUGGAAAUGAUUCUUCGGAAAGGAAUAAAGCAACCAGUUCUGGGUUUCAAGAAGAGAGACUAUUGGCAUUGGAUAGAACAGCUUCCUCACCAGGUGACCCAUCACAGUACGGCCCGUCUGUCAAUCCUGACUGAGGAAACGAAUUCUUGUGAGAAGGUGCUCACAGCACAAGGCCGAGGGCGGUACUUCCUGCGUCAGGCGUUGUGUGGGAAAUUACUGGCUGUGGCCAUUCAGCAGCUAGUCAGAGCUCCCAGGCUGCUUGAGUGGUAUGAUCCAAUGAUCUCCAUCCUUGGUAAUGAAGACCUUUUGGAGCCUUUCCUGUCUAUGAUGCUGGUGGUGGCAGAAAUUAGUUUCUCACUUGAUGUGCAGAAUUCCAGUUUCUUGGAUGAAAGCUGGCAGCUUCCGGUGUGUUUGACCUAUGAAACUGUCCCCUGCAAAGAACUAGGAAUGGUGCUCAGAUACUUGGAUGGACGGAUUUUCAUUAUAGACCUGCUUCCACAGAGCCAGGCAGAAGGGGAUGAGGUUGUGCUGGUUGGAGAUGUCAUUGAUGAGAUAAAUGGAUUUUCGUUGAGGAACGCAUACAAUGGACAGGCUGGAACUGUGCUACAGAAGCUAAAGGGCAAGCCACUGAGCUUCCGCCUAAUUCGGUGGAAAUGGCACGACGGAGGGACAUACAAGCCACUGCUGCCCUAUCUGAAAGUUCUCAGGGAGAAAAUUCCCAACUUCCAACUCCAGCACGAACACACGCACAAAGAACAGACUGAGGGUCGGUGCCUGCAGGGAGACAGGCUGCUGUACAAUUUACGGUACCUCGGUCAAGUCAAUGUAGGAAAGCAUGGAGGCAAAGAAGUGUUAGACCAAGGCAUCUCAAUGGUUUUAGAAAAACUUUUACCGCCACAGGAGGUUUUAUUUGAUGUGAAAGAAACAGAGGUCCUCAUGCAACAGAAAAUUUCUUCAAAGGUUCUGUCCCAGUACCAUUAUACAGACAUCUCCUGCGUGGGACGGCGUCUGGACAGCAACAAUCUCUUUGCCUUCUGUAUUGUAGUUUCACCAGAGUCUGCAGAUCACAGUAGCUUUGACUGUCUCGUGUUUCAAUCAAAUUCUGAAGAGGAAAGUAAGGAAAUUGUUCGAAGAAUUGCCGUUGGAUUUAAACACACUGAAUGGUUUGUGUGACAGAGAUGCACUGGCUUUGCUUCUGGCAAGUAACCUACUUUUUGGGACCUUGCUGGUUUGAAUGAACACUGUUUCAAUCGAUGAAGCCCUGCAAAGAUGCUCCCGGUAUUAAGGCACUUCUUGAAGAUGAUUAGAACUCUGCACUGAAAGUAUUUCAAAUAUAUCUUUUUAUUGAAGAAUUUCGAGCGUUUACUGCUUUUUCACAUUCGUGUUUUCAAAAUUAAUUCAGAAUAAAAUUAAGAUGAAACACACCUAGCUGCACGCUAUUUGACUGGGUACAGAGUUUCUGAGAAUAUGAGCUCCAUAUAGAAUACAUCUCUUAAAUCAGAGCACAUUGACCAAACAGACAUACGUGAUUUGAAACCAUGUCUCCCUAAAAGGGGGGCGGGGAGAAUCUUGAAUUAAACCUUUUGUUUGCCGUUUAAAACUUCAAAUCGAACAGCCACUGUUGGGAUUCACUUACAGGUUUUAACAGCACAACUAUUGCUCAGUAAAUUUUCUAGGCUACUCAGCAAUCCUUAACAUCUGUUUAUCCAGUGUAAACCACAGUGACUGGAAGUUAAAUGCUCUAUGGUUAAGUUACACACCAAGUAAGCGGACAGGUCUAGCCUGGUUUGCUUAAGAGAUAAAAGCCAAGAAGGUAACAAGGCUGUUUUCCCCACAUCAAUGACAAGACUCCUUAAUUGAAUGUAAAACAUUUAAUUUAAAAAUGUCGACACUACAAUAUAUAAAAUAGCUAUUAUAAAUGCACAUAGUGUAUUCUAUAGCUGCCAGGUUCACGUUUUUAGGAAACUGUAAGUUACACUGUGGUUAAGACUUGUAGUCUCACCCUCCCUUAAAGUCCACCCUCUAUCACAGUGAUGUAUGGUCAGACUUAACAGCCCCAAUUGUUAAACACUUGGAUCAAGUUAUAACCAGUUUUAUUGCAAAAAGAACCCUGUACACAUUUAUAUCAAUUCUAAGUACCUUACAAUUUUAGCUACCCAACAAGUCAUUAACAUACAGAAACAUGCAUGAAAAGCAAGAAA